AACAGUUCAAUUCUGUUGGGGUCUCUCUCUCUAAUUGCUUUCUCUCUCAGAUCUUCGUAUUUUUGGCCCCCUAUAUCUUCUCUCUCCAUCUUUGUUUCUCUCUCCUGACAGAGCUUCGAAGCAUUCUUCACUGCAACUAAUGGAGAUGGCAAUGGAGGACUCUCGGUCGCAUGCCGUUCUCUCCACUGUUCAUCAGGUACUCGCUGUUGCGGAUCAAAUAGCUCGACCGUUUACCAUAAAGCCUAUACAGUGUACGCAACGAAGUUGUAAAUUUAGGGUUUGUUAGAUUUAUUACUAGCAUUUUUAAUAUCGUUUCUUGCGAUCGUAUUUUCACAAAUUGAACUUGCUCAACGACUUUAGGGUUCUCAAAAAUUCACGCUUCUCACUGUUAAUCUCGUGUCAGAAUUUGGUAAUUUGAUGUUUUUGUUGUGAAUGGAGCUCUAAUAUUUGAAAAUUUUAGGAGUUUACGGAGUGUCGUUUGUGAAAUUUGAGAUUUCUAGGGUUUCAUAUGUUGGUGGAAAUUCUGAAUUUAUGUUCUAGGGUUUGAAACUUUGAAUGGCGGGAAGGGGAGAAUUGGGGUUUCUGAAGACUGGUGGUGCUUGUAGUUUACGAGAACAAUUAGCAAGAACUACUCUCCGAAAUGUCAGAUCGCGGGGGCAUACAUACGUUGAGCUUAGGGAAGAUGGGAAGAGAUUCAUCUUUUUCUGUACUUUGUGUAUGGCCCCGUGUUAUAGUGAUUCUGUGUUGUUUGAUCAUUUGAAGGGCAAUCUACACGCUGAAAGGUAUGCUGCUGCUAAAGCUACUUUGUUAAAACCAAAUCCUUGGCCGUUUAAUGAUGGGGUACUUUUCUUUUACAAUUCGUCUGAACAAGAUGAUAACUUGCCUAUUUCAAAUGGUAAUCAAAUUAGCUUGUUGGACACUCACAGUGAUGAUGACAAUGAUCUUGCUAUUGUUGCUCAUGGUGAGAAGUCCAGUAACACUGGUGAUGGCCGUGGCAGGCAUAAUGAGUUUGGUUGUAUUAGUAACUUAUACUCCAUAGGAAAUGAUGCAGGCUGUGAUAAGUACUUGAAUGGAAAUCGGAGCAAUUGGGAUUUGGUUAUUCCUGGUGUUAUGUUGAAGGAUGAAAUAUUGGAUUUAGAAGUGGGAUUAAUGGGUGUUGGGAAAAUUGCUGCUAGAUUCCUUCAGAACGAAGAGUUUUCAAGUGACAUUACUAGAAUAUGGUGUGAAUGGCUGGGGAAGGAAGACUUUGGUGAUGAGGAUGCCCUUACGGUUCAAGAGCAUGAUUUUGCUGUCGUGAUUUUCACUUAUAAUUACGAUUUAGGUAGAAGGGGAUUCUUUGAUGACGUGAAGUAUUUGCUAUCUUCUAGUCCUCUGGCUGAAAUUGAUCAUAUUGAAGGCGGUAGAAAGAAAAGAAGGAAAUCGUUUUCUGAUCCAGAGGAUAUUAGUCAGUCUUUGAGUAAUCAAUAUGAGUCUUCUGGGGAAGAUUCUCAAUCUUCAAACAGUUCCAAUUCAAGAUCACUGUUAGACGGAUAUGAUGAUCAGCUUUUACACUCAAGAAUUGUAUCAAGCAAGGCCAUAAGGCGAGAGUUGAGGCGACAACAACAGAUAGCCGCAGAAAGAAUGUGUGAUCUCUGUCAACACAAAAUGCUUCCGGGUAAAGAUGUAGCAGCACUUCUGAACACAAAGACAGGAAGACUUGCUUGCAGCAGUAGAAAUGUGAAUGGGGCAUUUCAUCUGUUCCAUAUUUCCUGCCUUAUACACUGGAUACUUCUCUGCGAGUACGAAAUAUUGGCAAAGCCUUCAGAUGGUCCCGAAGUGAAGAGGAGAUCUAGGAGAAAAAGCGGAACCAAGUUCAAGGAAGUAAGAAAGGAGAAUGAGAUUGGAACUGUAAGAAAGCAAAUUUAUUCUGUGUUCUGCCCAGAGUGUCAGGGAACUGGUAUAAACGUCAAGGGAGAUGAACUGGAAAAACCGACUUUCCCUCUUUCCGAGAUAUUCAAAUAUAAAAUAAAAAUGAGUGAUGCACAUAGACAAUGGAUGAGAACUCCUGAAGUACUACCGAAUUGCUCAACGGGAUUUCAUUUUCCUUCCAGUUCCAAAGAAACACUUCAGGAAAAGGUGUUGCCACUGAAGCUGCUACGUUUCUAUCACGCUCGUGAAUAGAGCUGGACUCAGAGUUCAUCAGCUUCACAGCAAGUAAUGUUCUUCCUGUUAAUGGCAGUUAGAUCUUACCCCUAACAGACCCCUAAGUUGUUGCAAGCUUAGUAGUGAUUGUGAAAAUCACAAAUGGUAGUUUGAAUAGGAAUAGUUGUAUCAAGGUAGUUACCUUUGUGGAUAGAUUUCUCAUGAAACAGUGUAUAUUCCUGCUGUCUAACUGAGCUGCAUAUAUCAGUACAGACUGCAAAAAAAAAAAUUGUUCACAUUGUAAUUGUCUUGUUGGAUAAUGGUGGAUUUGAGUUCAAAUAUAUAGUAGAUUACAUUAUAUCUUUAACUUC
Molecule: messenger RNA, 2492 nt
Organism: Cornus florida
Lineage: Eukaryota; Viridiplantae; Streptophyta; Magnoliopsida; Cornales; Cornaceae
Exons: 4
Coding region: 556-2160 (534 amino acids)
Source: RefSeq, a predicted model, not a curated record